AUGCUGCCCCGCCUCCGACCGCUCGUCCGCGCAAUCCCAAGACAACCUCCAGCGACCACCUAUUUCUGGAAGAGACAGUUCGCCAUGGCUCCCGUCCUCCCCUCCGACCGCCGCCCGAUCAUCAUCUCCGGCCCCUCGGGCGUCGGCAAGGGCACGCUCUACAAGCUCCUCUUCGAACGCCACCCGGACACCUUCGCGCUCUCCGUGAGCCACACGACCCGCGGCCCGCGGCCCGGCGAGACGGACGGCGCCGACUACCACUUCGUCACGCGCGAGGCCUUUGACGACCUCGUCGCCAAGGACGGCUUCGUCGAGCACGCCACCUUCGGCAGCAACUGCUACGGCACCUCAAAGGCCACCAUCGAGGAGCAGUCCGCCAAGGGCCGCAUCGUCGUGCUCGACAUCGAGAUGGAGGGUGUCAAGCAGAUCAAGAACUCGGGGAUACCCGCCCGCUACGUCUUCAUCGCGCCGCCGUCGGAAGAGGAGCUCGAGAAGCGCCUCCGCGGCCGCGGCACCGAGAAGGAGGAGAGCAUCCAGAAGCGCCUCAACCAGGCCAAGGUCGAGCUCGAGUACUCCAAGACGCCCGGCGUACAUGACACCAUCAUCGUCAACGACGACCUCGAGAAGGCUUACAAGAAGCUGGAGGACUUUGUCUAUGCCGCCUCUGCGUAG
Molecule: messenger RNA, 672 nt
Organism: Colletotrichum karsti
Lineage: Eukaryota; Fungi; Ascomycota; Sordariomycetes; Glomerellales; Glomerellaceae
Product: guanylate kinase
Exons: 3
Coding region: 1-672 (223 amino acids)
Biological process (GO): purine nucleotide metabolic process
Cellular component (GO): cytosol
Molecular function (GO): GMP kinase activity
Source: RefSeq, a predicted model, not a curated record